GUCGUCGUUGCAACCAAACUUCCUCCAAAUCCAUUUGGGGCCUCUCUCUUUCAAUUAAGAGUUGACUGAAAGAAAGACCUCUGUCGAAAAUACAAGUUGGAGGGAGAGCAGAGAUGGGGGAUUUGUACGCUUUGGAUUUCGAUGGAGUUCUGUGCGAUAGCUGCGGAGAGAGCUACGCCUCUGCUGCCAAGGCUGCUAAAGUGAGAUGGCCAAACCUAUUCAGUGAUGUGGAUUCAAGUUUGAAGGAUUGGAUGGUUGAACAGAUCGGCAUCGUGAGACCUGUGCUGCAAUCUCGGCAUGAGAAUCUGAUACUUGUGAGGCUACUUCUGGAGAUGAGGGUUCCUUCUAUAAGGGAGUCAUCAGUUGCGGAAGGGCUCACAGUGGAGGGGAUAGUGGAGAAUUGGUCAGAGUUGAAGAGUCUGGUUCUGAAGGAAUGGGGUGAGGAUAAGGAUGCUCUUAUAAAUGUGUUUGGAAAGGUCAGGGAUGAGUGGAAGGACCAGGACCUGGAAACUUGGACUGGUGCAAAUAGAUUGUAUCCAGGUGUUGCUGAUGCUCUUACAUCGGCAACCUCAACCAUUUACAUUGUCACUGGGAAACAGAGCCGAUUUGCCGAGGUAAUACUGGAAAAACUUGCAGAAGUUACACUACCACUUGGAAGAAUAUUUGGAGAUGGAUCUCGUUCCAGCCGCAAGAUAGAAGUACUGAAGCAGCUUCAAGAGAAACCAGAACAUCAAGGGCUGAAGCUGCACUUUGUGGAGGAUAGACUAGCAACCCUGAAGAAAGUUAUUGAAGUACCCGAAUUGGAUGGUUGGAAUUUGUAUCUGGGCGGUUGGGGGUACAAUACACAGAAAGAGAGAGACGAAGCUGCUAAAAUUCCCAGGAUUCAGAUUCUUCAGCUUUCGGACUUCAGUAACAAGCUGAAGUAGCUUCUGUGUAACUUUUACCACUCAAGUUUACUCUUCAUUUGAGGGAUGCUGUGAUUCAUGUCUAGUGCAAAUUACAGUAUAUUUGUAUCUUUUUUGAAUUUUAGAUUCAGAAUUAUAUUUAUUACAUCUGUUUGAAACUGUUGCAAUUUCAGUCCAUGUAAAUAAAAGAGCUUCAUUAUUACUGAA
Messenger RNA from Rosa rugosa (rugosa rose), 1112 nucleotides. RefSeq lists its product as uncharacterized. The transcript is spliced from 8 exons. Gene Ontology annotation, molecular function: SNARE binding. The record is from RefSeq and is a predicted model, not a curated record. Lineage: Eukaryota; Viridiplantae; Streptophyta; Magnoliopsida; Rosales; Rosaceae. The coding region runs from base 114 to 926 and encodes 270 amino acids. Gene Ontology annotation, biological process: SNARE complex assembly. Gene Ontology annotation, cellular component: endosome; lytic vacuole.